UCGCCGCGCCCCCCCCUCGUCCCACCCCCGGCAGGCAGAGGCUCGGCACAAGCCGCCGGGAGCCCGGCGGAGCGCGGAGCCCGGGCGGGGAUGCGGGAGGCGGCGAGCGGCUGAGGCCCCGGCUCCGCGCCGGGCGGAGCGCACCCCCCGGCCCCCCCUCUCUAUUGCAGCCCACCGUCCUCACCCGGAUUUGGGAUCUACCUGGACUCCUUGGGAAUUAUUAUUCUUCUUUUCUUUUGUUCCCCUCUUUAAAACAAAAAAAAAAAAAAAAGAAAGAAAAAUUGCACACGUGGAGGAACGCGUGGAUUUACUAACAUGAUCUUGGCAAACGCGUUCUGCAUCGUCCUCUUCGUAGAUGAGAUCCUGCGCUCGCUGGCUGGCCCCCCGUCCCCCCCGGGGCAGGACCCCCAUGGCUGGCGGGUGCCCGUGGACUGUGUCCGAGCCAACGAGCUGUGUGCGGCCGAGCCCAGCUGCAGCUCCCGCUACCGCACGCUGCGGCAGUGCCUGGCCGGCCGCGACAGGAACACCAUGCUGGCCAACAAGGAGUGCCAGGUGGCCCUGGAAGUGCUGCAGGAGAGUCCCCUCUACGACUGCCGCUGCAAGCGAGGGAUGAAGAAGGAGCUUCAGUGCCUUCAGAUCUACUGGAGUAUACACCUCGGGCUGACCGAAGGAGAAGAAUUUUAUGAAGCUUCCCCCUAUGAGCCGGUCACCUCUCGUCUCACUGAUAUAUUCAGACUUGCUUCAAUUUUCUCAGGAAUGGACCCCGCCACCACCUCCAAAAGCAACCACUGCCUGGACGCGGCCAAAGCCUGCAACCUGAACGACAACUGCAAGCGCCUGCGCUCGGGCUACAUCUCCACGUGCAGCAGGGAGAUCUCAGCCACCGAGCACUGCAGCCGCAGGAAAUGCCACAAGGCUCUGCGCCAGUUCUUCGACCGCGUCCCCAGCGAGUACACCUACCGCCUCCUCUUCUGCUCCUGCAAGGACCAAGCGUGCGCCGAGCGCCGGCGACAAACCAUCGUCCCCUCCUGCUCCUACGAGGACAAGGAGAAGCCCAACUGCCUGGACCUGCGCAACGUGUGCCGGACGGAUCAUCUCUGCCGGUCCCGACUGGCCGAUUUCCAUGCCAACUGCCAAACCUCCUUCCAGUCCCCGACCAGCUGCCCUGGGGGCAACUACCAGGCGUGCCUGGGCUCCUACGCGGGGCUCAUCGGUUUCGACAUGACGCCCAACUACGUCGACGCCAGCCCCACCAGCAUCACCAUCUCGCCCUGGUGCUCCUGCAAAGGCAGCGGGAACAUGGAGGAGGAGUGCGAGAAGUUCCUCCGAGACUUCACGGAAAACCCUUGUCUUCGAAAUGCCAUCCAAGCCUUUGGGAACGGCACCGACGUGAACCUCUCCCCCAAGAACCCCUCGUCCCCCAUCACCCUCCCACCGAAGACGGAGAAGAGCCCUGCCCUGCCGGAUGACAUCAAUGACAGCAACACCAUGUACGACACGAGUGUCAUCACCACCUGCACCUCCAUCCAGGAGCACGGACCGAAGCUAAACAAGUCCAAAGAGCAGAGCCUGUGUUACUCAGAGACCCAGCUGACCACGGACAUCAUGCCGGACCAGAAGACCUUUGUGGACCAGAAGGCAGGUGGCAACCGACACUGGGCGGGACAAAUCCUGCCCCUCGUGCCUGUGCUGCUGCUGCUGCUGCUGGGCUCCUAGAGGGCCAGGGACACUCGCACGAGCUCCAUCCCCACAGGGGAGUGAAGGACCAUCUUGUGCCGGAGACUGGAAUCGCUCCCAAAAACCCGGGAUGCCGAGCCCGGGCGCACCAGGAGGCAGGAGAGCCCUCACCGCGCUGCGAAACUUUGGUGGUUUUCUUCCUGUUUUCAUUUUUCCUUUGGUUUUUUCUGCUCUUUUACGGUAUGUUGGGUUUCUUUUCGGAAGCAGGAGCCCAUGGCUCAUGGCCAAAUCCCCCGUCAUGUGCCCUGCAAUGAGGGAUCUAGAGAUGCCAGCGGCACGGGGAGGGAAAACGAGCACCAAGCAGAACUUUGCAGAGGUGGUUUGGAGGUGACACCCCAGGCGUGCUGGGGACAGCGAGGUUUCCACAUCGGAGCAUCCCAGAGGACGGACGUGCAGUCGGGAGCCUCUUCUGCAUCCUCCGAGCUCUUGACAUUGUUAUUGACCUCCCUUUUCUUUUAUUUUUAAUUUUUCCUGUGGCUGAGGAGAGUUUUGAAUUGGAAGAGAAAGCAACUGCUGUUCAUACGUUGUGAGGCUGUCCUGAUGUUUUUGAUCUGUCACUUGGAGGGGGAGAUUUUUCUUUCCAUUUUUAUAAUCAGUCAGAUUUGGGUUGGGAUGGGAUCUGACCCAUCGGUGGUUGGAAACCACUCUAUGUUCCUCUCUAUUUUCUUUUAUAUAUACAUAUAUAGUGUAUGUAUAUACCACCCACCUAUACCUACAUAUAUGUAUGUAUAUACACAACCAUAUACAUCUACAGUGUGGCUUUUUAAAUUUCCUUUUCUCCUUUAUUUUUAAAAAUAAUGCUCCAAUGGCAACAACAACUUACAAAUGUAUUCUUGUAAAGUUUAUUUUUUUUAAUAAUGUCUAUAAUGGAUUAAAAGAGAAAAUAAACUGAGAACAACCAAGCAAGGAACAAA
Messenger RNA from Columba livia (rock pigeon), 2651 nucleotides. It is a transcript of the gene GFRA2, whose product is annotated as GDNF family receptor alpha 2. Gene Ontology annotation, cellular component: external side of plasma membrane; signaling receptor complex. NCBI's taxonomy places the organism in Eukaryota, Metazoa, Chordata, Aves, Columbiformes, Columbidae. Gene Ontology annotation, molecular function: glial cell-derived neurotrophic factor receptor activity. Bases 316 to 1716 code for a protein of 466 amino acids. The transcript has 9 exons. Gene Ontology annotation, biological process: nervous system development. The record is from RefSeq and is a predicted model, not a curated record.